AUGACCAAAGAAACAUCUGCACCGUCGCCGUCGGUCUCGGAGCGCAAUGCCUAUGUUUCCACCACGGGCCCUCGGCCAGCCAAGCAGACCACGUUCCGAGAAUGGGUGGUCACCAACCAAAUCGGAAUCCCCUUGACCAUCUUGGCUAUGUUGCUGGCUCUUCAUAAUCUCUAUCCGUCACUCCGUCCAUACACCCAGCCCUUUUUCCAAUUGUCCUAUUACGACCCCGCUACCGACCAGUAUGUGCAAGGCUGGGACGAUAUCUACUUUGUCAUCAGUGCUGCCAUUGCGCUCACCGCAAUCCGUGCAAUUGCUAUCGAGUGGGUGUUGCAGCCAUUGGCUCGCUGUGCUGGGUUGAAGCGGAAGGGAUCAAUUCGCCUCGCCGAGCAGGGCUGGCAGGCUAUGUACUAUGGGUUCAUUUGGGCUGUGGGAUUGUACCUGUGGAAGAACUCCCAUUAUUGGUUCGACUUCGGCGCCAUUUGGGUCAAGUGGCCCGCUCGCCCGCUGUCGGGUGCAUUGAAAUGGUAUCUCUUGGUGGAACUGGCGUUUCUGGUGCAGCAGAUCUUUGUCAUCCACGUCGAGGAGCGGCGCAAAGACCACUACCAGAUGUUCUCUCACCACGUUAUCACUAGCACUCUGCUGACCUCGGCGUAUAUCUACGGCUUUUAUAAUGUGUCCAAUGUGGUGCUGUGCCUGAUGGACAUUGUCGAUUUUCUGCUUCCGUCGGCCAAGAUUCUCAAGUACCUCAAGUUUGAACUGGCUUGCAAUGUCGCCUUUGGUGUGUUCAUGGCGACCUGGUUCGUCACUCGCCACAUCCUCUACAAUGUUCUCUGCUGGUCCAUCUACAAGAAUGUGCCCGCUCAAAUGGCCUAUGGCUGUUAUUCGGGCUCCAGCGCCACGAUGAUCUCGACCGACGGCUAUCCGAAUGCCUUCGCGUACAUGUUCGGUCCCUUUCAAAGCCUGGAGAACCCCAUUUGCAUGAACCGCUCCAUCAAAUGGAUCUUCCUUUCAUUCCUCCUGUGCCUGCAGGGGCUGUCCAUUGUCUGGUUCAGCAUGAUCGUCCGUGUUGCUUAUGGCGUGGUCCGCACCGGAAAUGCCGAGGAUACUCGCAGCGAUGAGGAAGAUGAAGUGACCGUCGACACUCAAACAGCGGCCAACGGCUCUAUUCACCUGACUGCCAACGGCGCGAACACCGCCCCCGUCGCUGAUAGCACCUCUGGACUGGACCGCCGCGCUACCUCGGUGCGUGCUCGGGGUCGUGGUCGUGUUCCGUUCGACCAGAGUGAUAGGAAAGCUCUUCUGGGCCGCAUUGGGUGCGAAAAGCCCACAUAG
Penicillium alfredii is the source of this 1332-nucleotide messenger RNA. RefSeq lists its product as uncharacterized. Gene Ontology annotation, molecular function: sphingosine N-acyltransferase activity. The transcript is spliced from 4 exons. Gene Ontology annotation, cellular component: membrane. Lineage: Eukaryota; Fungi; Ascomycota; Eurotiomycetes; Eurotiales; Aspergillaceae. The coding region runs from base 1 to 1332 and encodes 443 amino acids. The record is from RefSeq and is a predicted model, not a curated record. Gene Ontology annotation, biological process: ceramide biosynthetic process.